Molecule: messenger RNA, 660 nt
Organism: Zingiber officinale
Lineage: Eukaryota; Viridiplantae; Streptophyta; Magnoliopsida; Zingiberales; Zingiberaceae
Product: probable protein S-acyltransferase 22
Exons: 7
Coding region: 1-660 (219 amino acids)
Biological process (GO): protein targeting to membrane; peptidyl-L-cysteine S-palmitoylation
Cellular component (GO): Golgi apparatus; endoplasmic reticulum
Molecular function (GO): protein-cysteine S-palmitoyltransferase activity
Source: RefSeq, a predicted model, not a curated record
AUGUUAAGUGACACUGCUCGUGAGGGGAUGCAGUGGGUGGCUGUUCAGAAGACUGCUCGUGAGGGGAUGCAGUGGGUUUCAAUUGGCAAUGAGGUUCUAAAAUAUAGUAAGCAUUGUAGAGUCUGUGACAAAUGCGUUGAUGGCUUUGAUCAUCAUUGCAGGUGGAUCAAUAACUGCAUAGGAAGAAAAAAUUACAAAAGGUUCUUCAUCCUCAUGGUGUUUGCUCUUCUCUUGCUUAUUCUGCAGUGGGCUGUUGGGAUGCUUGUGCUGAUACUGUGUUUUGUUGAGAGAAGGAGAUUUUCUGCUGAAAUUGUUUCAAAGCUGGGUAGUAGCUUUUCCUUGGCACCCUUUAUCAUUGUGGUGGCUGUGUGCACUUUAUUAGCCAUGGUUGCUACUCUUCCAGUUGCACAACUUUUCUUCUUCCAUAUUCUUUUAAUAAAAAAGGGAAUCAGCACCUAUGAUUACAUUAUUGCUUUGAGGGAGCAAGAUCAGGAGCAGGAGCAACUUGCUGUUGGUGGGCAGCAAAGUCCGCAAAUGUCCCAAGUGAGCUCUUUUACUGGACUAAGCAGCACCAGUUCAGUUGUGGACCGCUUGGGAGACUACAGAGCUACUGUGCUGGGGCAUUUUGAUGAGGAAGAUGAGCUGAACCAUGUGAGCUGA